AUGACUGCUUGUAAAUAAGAAUGCAAGUAUGUGAAUUUGCUAAGGACAAAGGAAAAUAGUGAGUUCAAAACUUAAUAAUCCAUUGAAUUUAGAGGUAAUUUUAUAUCUGGAUGUAUGAGUGAUGACGCUUAACUUUGGAUGAAGAUUCAAGAGAAAUUCAAAUUAGAAAAUAUAUAUAAUUUAUAAUUAUUCAUUUCAGCCUUCUGA
Messenger RNA from Paramecium primaurelia, 207 nucleotides. NCBI's taxonomy places the organism in Eukaryota, Ciliophora, Oligohymenophorea, Peniculida, Parameciidae. The record is from the annotation of a GenBank genome assembly.